AGUGAUGGAAAGUGACUAAAUUAUGAAUGGAAGAACCAGAUGAAGAGAAAUAUCUGGAAUUUCUAAGUGGAUUUCUGAAACAAGGAGAAAAAAGAAGAAUGGAAUUCAUAGUCACACACAAUGGGAUUUAAGUACCCUUACCAGAAUGCCAUUAAUGCUAGAUUCAUUAAUUCAUAAACUGCACACAUAUUACAUAUGUGUUAAUAGUGCUAGUAAGAAAAUAAUAAACUAGAAUAAUAACUAGAAUUUCACUCAACAAAAUAGCUAGUUUUCUAUAUUGGGACAGGUGUCAACUUAGCUACUGCCCUAACUCAAGCAUCCAACCUGGAUAAGUUAUAAAAAUUACUGUUCAGGGUGUAACUAUUCAUACAGGAUUUAUACCUUUCGUAUAAGGUUGUAAACAUAACUUUUAAUAUUAUUUAGUUGAGCAUUUUAACAUGUGAUUAUCUGUCAUGUCGAGCAGUGUGACAAGGAGAAUAGAACCCCAAAGCAGGACUCCAUAAGCAGUCGUAAAUUAAAAUGUCUUUUAUUGCUGAGUCCAAAAACAACAGAGCAAUAAUCCUUCCUGGAAAACAAGGCUAUAAAUCUAGAACAUAGAAUGUUCCUGGCAAAAUGUGUAAUAAACAAACACACCCCCACACAGGAAAUGGACGAUCUGACAAAGAACUGAUGAGAGCACAGACAAUACAUACACACUAGGUAAUGAGACAAUGGGAAACAGCUGGGAGGAAAACACAGGAAGAAAAACUAAACCCAAAGCCCAAGGACCAAGACAUACCAAAGUAAAACAGGAAUUGGAAACACAAACCCAGACUAAGACACAUGAACCUGACACAUGGACGAGGGCAGGCACAAAUACAAGACACCAGCACAAACUGAAACACAAAAUUAACCCGCAACCAAAACAUAAGCCAGGUUUCAAAACCAGAAGCCCAAGAGAAAAAAAACCUAAUACAUCAACAGAACACCGAGGAACAAAAAAACACAAAGUGUUGGGCAAACAGCCCAGGACCAUGACAGAAGAUUGUGACAUGGGCGUUGCUGCAGGCUCUGAUGCGGGCACCGCUGAUGGAGCUGCAGACAUUGAAGGCUCUAGCAGUGCAGGUGAGGAUGACCGUGGCAGUUGGAGCACUGAAAAGUGAUGAGACGGGGUGUGCCUCCCUCAGUCAAAAAGUGAAGGUCCGUAUUCUUUUCACCACAGAUACUUGUUCAGCACGCAAGGUACCGUCUUACAACACCGUAGAACUAGACAGAACAUAUUAAAAGGAAAUGAAUCAAUAUAAAUUGUCUACAAAAUACGACUGAAAUGUAUCAAAAUAAACUAUUACAAUCAUACCACUUUUGCCCGCUUGUGAGCUAAGAGAGGGGUUCGUUCUUCAAAGUUCUUGUCUUGUAACUCAGAAAGUUCAUUUGAGCGAUCUGUCUUGUUAGCGCUGACAGGAAGUGACAUACAGAUCGUGCACACUUAAGAGCAAAUAACUAAAAUUGUAAGCUUAUCUAUCCAUAAGACUUGGUUACUUCUUGUGAUAUAAUCAAACACAAACCUUUUAAAAUAAAUUAAACUUAACAAUAGUAAAUUUAACGCAUGACACUAAGACUCUUUGGUGCCACACAGUGGUCACUGACAAACACUACUCAAUUCAAACAGGAUGCCUAUAGCGGCAGAUACGCAGGGUGCUGGAGCUGCAGGAGCUGAUGGAGGCUCCGGCAAAAACAAGCAGGAAGCAGUGGCUGACUUUAAAGGCUCUGGUGCAGACGCUACUGAAGGCUCCCACUCUGAGGGAACAGAACAGGUGCAGCAGUGUGCCUGUUCACAGCCACUCCCUCCGGCUUCUGAUGUGGGCACUGCAUUCACCAGGAAUUGUACUCUUUUCCAUCUCUUUUGAAGGUUUCAACUUGCUGAGAGGGACUGAUUUGUGCUGCACCAACGACUUCUCCUGCAGGCUGAUCCCAAAUGUGGUACUUGUGUGUUAUCUUCUUCUCGCGGAGUUCUGUGCGCCAAUUUGCCAUCUUAAUCUGGGCCUCCACUCAAGCUGUGAAGUGUUCUACUGUGCCUCCCUCACAAAGCGAAGGAUGCCUAUAGCGGCAGAUACACAGGGUGCUGGAGCUGCAGGUGCUGAUGGAGGCUCCGGCAAAAACAAGCAGGAAGCAGUGGCUGACUUUAAAGGCUCUGGUGCAGACGCUGUUGAAGGCUCCCACUCUGAGGGAACAGAACAGGUGCAGGAGUGGGCCUGUCCACAGCCACUCCUUCUGGCCUCUGAUGUGGGCGCUGCUGCAGACUCUGAUGCGGGCGCCACUGAAGACUCUGUUACUCCUUGAGGCUUGGUUGCCCCCACCUCAGAAAAAAAUAAGGGUGGGGGAGUGAGUCUCAGCUACUCCCACCUGUAGAGCAGAUACAGGUACAGGUACGGACCGGUCCUUAGCCAUCUCCAUCCGAGGGAAGAGAACGGGUACAGGAGUGGGCCUGUCCUCAACCACUCCCACUCUGAUCCGGAUACCGCUGCUGAAGACAGAUGGAGGCGCUGCUGCAGAUGCUGAAGACACAGACAGAGGUGCUGCUACAGAUGCAGAAGACAGAAGAGGAAACUGGGGCCACUCUGCAGGGUGCACCUUUGGAUGAAGUCAUAUUUGGAAAAUAGAAUUCAGUGUGUAUCUAUCAGUGGUAUCAAAUCUCCUUACCUUGACUGUAAAGUUGGAGUACCUCAAGAGUCCAUACUUGGACCACUUUUAUUUUCUUUAUACAUUAAUGACUUACCAAAUAUUUGUUCAGAUGUCAAUACUCAGUUGUGUGCAGAUGAUGCUGUUAUUUUUACACAAGCAAGGACUGAUAUGGAGGUUUCGAAAAAAUUGACAAAAGCUAUGAAUUGUAUUCAAGUGUGGCUUACCAGGUCAUGUCUACUGUUUAAUUUAAAGAAAACUGUUUGUAUUAAAUUCUCAAAAUGACCACAAUCAAGAAUAUCUUCAAAUGUUUUCUUGGAAGAAGAAGAACUUCAGAUUGUAAAUAAAGUUAAAUAUUUUGGUGUUACGAUAGAUUCUACUUUAUCAUUUAAGAAUCAUGUUAAAAAUAUAUCUAAGAUCAUUAAAUUUAACUUACACAAUUUUAAGCAAAUCAGAUCAUCACUGCUGGAAAAUGCAGCCAAAAUGUUUCUCUAUUCUAUGAUUUUUUUCUCAUAUGGGAUACUGUUUUACUAACUGGUCAUUGCCAAGUGGUACUAUUUUAAAAUCAACACAAUCUUUAUUUAAGAAGUCUUUAAAAGUGUUAGAAAGAAAGCCUCUUUCAUUUCAUCAUUGUCCUAUACUUCAGAAAUAUAACAUUUUAAGUUUUGAAAAUUUUAAAAAUUCAGAUUUUCUUGUUCUAUUUAUAAAAUUUUACACAGCCUUGCUCCACCUUCAUUGGGUGGGUUCAUCAUGCCAAAAUCAAAUCUUAGUGGUAGAUUAACUAGAGCCUCUAUUAAAUGGUAAACAGACUAGUUCUUAUAUAGCACUUUUCUACUCAGUCAGAGCACUCAUACAACACGUUUUACAUUUACCCCUGCACACCCAUUCAUACAAGCACUUCCAUAUUAAUUAAGCUAAGUGCUUUAAUUAUCUAACAUUCACACUCUGUAGUAGCCAGGAAUCGAACCCCUGACCUUCCAAUGAGUAGGUGACCUGCUCUACCUACUGAGCUACACUGUGCAGAAGUGAGCCUGUCCUUGGCUUCUCCCACCCGUAGAGCAGAUAUGGGUGCAGGGACAGACUGGUCCUUAUUAGCUGUCCCCACCUGAGGGAACAGAACGGGUGCAGGAGUGGGUCUGCAAGGAGUCUAACAGCCAAGGAAAGCCAGUAACCGGUCCUUAGAGCUUGGCAGCAAUGGCUUCCUGGCAUGGGUCAGACAACCACUCAUAACAUAUUGUGUCUACAGAAUGAAUAAUAAUGAAUAAUAAUUCAGAGCUAUAGAAUCCAUUACAUGAUGGUAUGAACCAUAACAAUUAUCUAUAAAAAUUGACUCAACCUUGCAGUGCCUAUCUGAACUGCUUUUGGCAUUUCUUUGUUGGCUUCAUUUUUUUUUUUUUUAGCUGUGGAGUUUUUUGAUUUGUGUUAUAAAGUGUAUUAGAAAAAUAGACUUCUCAGGAAUAAUUUGAUCUUACUUAGUCACAACCAACAGAUAGGUGUCAUAAGGUGAAAUCUGAAAAUUCAUUGUUUUCUUUCAACAGUUAUAACAUUAUUUUCUUUUCAGGGUGAGACAUAAGUGUGAGUAUUGUUGUUAGUAAAGUGAUCAGGCUUAACUUAAUGGAUCCUGUGUAAUUUAAAUAUAUAUA
This is a messenger RNA of Archocentrus centrarchus (flier cichlid), 4301 nucleotides long. RefSeq lists its product as uncharacterized. NCBI's taxonomy places the organism in Eukaryota, Metazoa, Chordata, Actinopteri, Cichliformes, Cichlidae. The coding region runs from base 1696 to 2319 and encodes 207 amino acids. The record is from RefSeq and is a predicted model, not a curated record. The transcript has 4 exons.